Molecule: messenger RNA, 651 nt
Organism: Ipomoea nil (Japanese morning glory)
Lineage: Eukaryota; Viridiplantae; Streptophyta; Magnoliopsida; Solanales; Convolvulaceae
Product: early nodulin-75-like
Exons: 2
Coding region: 1-651 (216 amino acids)
Source: RefSeq, a predicted model, not a curated record
AUGGCGAGGCGAAAGCCAAGUCCAGUUCCAGCUCUGCCGGUGCUCCAUGUCAAUGAUGACUUUUCACCACCUGGGUUUGAACCCAUACCAGUGGUGCCCCAGCCCGACUACCCCUUUCCACCAGGGUUUGAACCCAUGGCUGAGGUGCCACAGCCCGUCAAUGACACCUUUCCAACAGGGUUUGAACCCAUACCAGAGGUGUCCCAGCCCGACAACCCCUUUCCACCAGGGUUUGAACCCACUGCUGAGGUGCCCCAGCCCGUCAAUGACCCCUUUCCACCAGAGUUUGAACACAUACCAGAGGUCCCCCAUCAGGCGAAUCAUGGGUUUCCUCCUGCCGGAUUUCAACAAGGGCCACCCUAUCAGGCGAAUGGGUUUCCUCUUCCACCCGAUCAGGCGAAUGGGUUUCUUCUUCCACCCGAUCAGGCGAAUCAUGGGCCACCACAUCAGGCGAAUCAUGGGUUUUCUCCUGCCGGAUUUCAACAAGGGCCACCCCAUCAGGCGAAUGGGUUUCCUCUUCCACCCGAUCAGGCGAAUCAUGGGCCACCCCAUCAGGCGAAUCUUGGGUUUCCUCUCCCUGAUCGUAUGAUUCAGAUCGAGCACGCCGGAGAAUUCAUUAGGUGGAGUACAAAGAAGAAGAAGAAGGGCUGA